GCAGAACAGAAACAAAUCAACAUUGUGCUGAAUUUUGAACGAACUCGUUGCCAUUCAUAGACGUAUUGUGAUGAGUUUAAUGAAUAAAGUACUUUGUAUUAACGUCGAUCUAAAAACCUAUAUCACUACAGAGAAAAAAUAUAAGUGACGAAUGAACAGUUUGGGAGAAGGCAUAAAAAUAAAAAGAACCGGAAUUCGGAACAACUUGGGCUCAAGUGGAACACUUUGAUUGACAUCAGUGAAUCUAUCAGAUUAUUUCCUGGUAAAAAUCAUGUGACAUUAUGGCUAAAAGGGAGACAGUUCAGCAAUGUCUUAUAAUAUACGUUUACGUUCUCCUUCGUCUCAUUCGGGAGAUAUGCUGCGAGGACUUACACACAGAUUACAUGACUCUAGUCUGCAACUCGGCGAUAGGUGGAAUCAACAGCGGUCGCCUAGAGACGAGCACCUCAAUCACCUAUGACAACGAGAUGGACUGCGCCACUAGAAUAAACAUAGCAGCCACAACAAAAAUGUAUCUGCAGUUUAAAAGGUUUGAACUGGAGGAGAAACUAUUGGGCAAAUGUGUUGAUGGCUUAGAUGUGUAUGACGGUCCUCUAUCUCCCGCCAACAGACUCACCCCUGAGACCUUAUGUGACACCGUGAAAGAACCAUUUAAUUUCACCACAUCAGGACCCAAUGCAACGAUAAAGUUUUUCUCCGAUUCUAACGCAGUUUUCAAAGGAUUUGAAAUAGUCUAUAUAGCCUUUUCAAACCCCCCUUGUGGAGCCGAUUACUUUGCCUGUGGGCAUGGUGAGUUCUGUGUACCUGCCGAUCUAGAGUGUGAUGAUUAUGACCAAUGUGGUGAUGGCUCAGACGAGGCCCUCUGUACAGAGGAGGAUAUUAUCGAGAAGGAAAAUAGAAUAAUAGACUAUGGCAUCAUGGUCGGCGUUAUCAUAGCAGUCCUACUCCUCAUCCUUAUCCUCAUCUAUGUGGCCUACAGGCUUUACCAAUACUAUGCACUUCAGAAACUUCUCAGAUCCCAACCAAAGUCACUCCGUAGAGGCCACUUUGAUUGGAUAUAUCCAAUUACUGUUAAAUAUUCAAAAUAUCACACACGUGUGAAAAAAUCUAAGAUUGAAACUGUAUCAACAGAGCAAGAGGUGACGACUGUUACAGAGACCACUACUGAGCAUGCGCAAGAGAGACCAUUAAGUGCAUUGAGUCAUGGUAUGACAGAUUAUGGUAUAAAUGGUAGUCCAACGGAUGGUACAAAUAGACAGCCUAGACUUACCAAAGCCAAUGUAGUAGCAUCAACUUGAACAAACAUUUUAAAAAUAUAAAGUUUUGCAUCAACAGUAUUAUCACCCACUUCUAUCGUGACUCCAAAGCCACGAGAGCCCAGAAGGAAUAUUUUACGUUUAUAUGUCUCUGCAGCAACGGGAAAAAA
Owenia fusiformis is the source of this 1426-nucleotide messenger RNA. The record is from the annotation of a GenBank genome assembly. Lineage: Eukaryota; Metazoa; Annelida; Polychaeta; Sabellida; Oweniidae.